UGAAAAUGAGGAAUGCAAGGAAAGAAUGGAAGAUUGAGUACGCGAAAGAAUGGAAGAUUGAGUACGCGAAAACGUCGAGGUCUUCGUGUAGGACUUGCAGGAAAUUUAUUAAGAAGGAGGUGUUAAGGUUAGGGAAAGUAAUUCCAGCUACUAAAUAUGAUGGCCUUAUGACGAAGUGGAACCAUGCGCAAUGCAUUCUGAAGAAACCAAACAAGAUCAGUUCCCUUGAUGACGUUGAAGGAAUAGAUUUGCUACGGUGGGAAGAUCAAAAAAGGAUGACAAGAUAUGUGCAAACUGGUGUAUUCUUCAAUACGACUACAGUUGGUGCAAAUGAACGCAGUAUUGAGGUUUCACAGACUUCUCGUGCUAUUUGCAAGUUGUGCAACAAGAAGAUUACAGAAGGAGAGAUUCGUAUUUCAACCAAGCCUGGUGGAGAAGGCGCCAGUACUCUGGCUUGGCACCAUGCAUACUGCUAUAUGGAAUGGUCUCACUCUACAAAUGUAGAGAAUUUGUCAGGUUGGAAUAGCCUCACACUUGCAAAUCAGCGAGAUGUUCAUGCCUAUGCCAAUAAGGGCCCUUUCACUGGCAAUAGAGAUUUAUUGGUCGAGUUGCAAGGGGAUGAAGAAGUACCACAAAAGCCUCUCAAAGGCGGGGUUAAGCGGAAAAGAAGUGUUAGCAGAACCGAAAAGUCAAAAAUCAAUAAAUCUGAGUGGGGUGAUUCUUACCAGGCGGCAUAUGAAAGCUAUACAAGUUCAGAGAUUCAAAUCCAAAACUCUUCUGCUCUGGAAAGUGAGCUUGAGGCUCAGAAUAAAGCAUUAUGGGCUAUAAAAAACAACUUGAAAGAGCAAGUAACUAUUUCAGAGAUGCGAAAGAUGCUUGAAGCAAAUGAUCAACAUUCAGCUGGAUCAGAACUUGAUUUAAGAGAAAUUUGUGCGGACGGAAUGCUGUUUGGACCACCCGGUAGCUGCCCCAUUUGUUCUGGCUCGCUUCGUUACUCAGGCGCUGCAUACCGUUGUCAUGGUUAUGUGUCAGAAUGGACCAAGUGUUCUUACUCGACUAAUGAACCUAUACGUCUAAAGGGGGAGUGGAGAAUUCCACAAGAAUCAAGCAAUGAAUAUCUUUGCAAGUGGUUCAACUCGCAAAAGGGAUGCAGAUCAGUUCGGAUUCUACCCACAGAUUUUUCUAACCAAGCUUCAGGAAGUCAGUCUGCAUUCAAAGGUCUGAAAGUAGCACUUGUCGGAGUUUCAGAGGAUUCCAUGGUAGGAUUUUCCUAUUUAUUCAAUAAAAUGUGUUACUCUUUAAUCUUGCCAGUGCUUUGACUGAAAUAUUCAUUUGUCACACUUUUAUAGAGAGAAUGGAAGAGUAUUAGCUGUAUAUUCCAGUAUCUUUUGGAUACUCCUGUAUAUUUUGCAUUAGAUGUAAAUAUUUACUUACUUUCUUUAAAGAGAUAUGUUGCUUAUGUUAGGAUAUGGGAGAUAAUCUUUUGUAAGUUAACUCCUUUAUAUAGGAGUUCUCAUUGACAAUGAAAGACAGACGAUUCUUGUCUCGUCUGGUUUCAUUCUUGGUUUUCUAUAUACAAUCUCGUCUUGUGUUUACCUUCAUGGUAUCCUGAGUCCGGUUUUAGAUAUGCCAGACGAUCUAAUCACAUCUUCUUCUUCUUCUAAGAAUCAUUCUUCUAUAUAUACUUUAGCCUCAAACGAUGGACCGGGAACUAUCAUCACUCAUGUAGUUCUUAAAGGAUCGAAUUAUGAAGAAUGGGCUAAAGGGUUUCGUAUCUCUCUUGGCGCAAAACGAAAACUUAGCUUCAUCAAUGGUAAAGUCUCCAAACCUUCUGUUGAUUCCUCGGAUUUGGAUGAUUGGUGGACUGUCAACUACAUGAUUAUUGCCUGGAUCUUUAAUAUGAUUGAUCCAACUCUUCGUUCUUCAAUUUCUUAUCGUGAUACUGCUUUCGACUUAUGGGAAGAUAUUAGACUUCGCUUUUCUAUAGGGAAUGGAAUCAAAAUAUUUCAACUCAAAUCUGAUGUUGCUAGUUGCAAACAAAAAGAUGGAGAAUCCAUUCAAGAUUAUUACGGGAAGAUGAAGAAACUCUGGGAUGACAUCAAUGAUUUUGAUGCCUUGCCUUCUUGUCAAUGCUCUGGCUGCACUUGCGAUUUGAAUGUGACUCUCAGAACUCGGCGUAAUAACGAUCAGGUACGUGAACUUUUAAUGGGUCUCGUACCCUAUUACGCUAAUGUUCGUUCUAGUAUUUUGGGCACCGAUCCACUUCCGUCUCUACAUGCGGUAUAUUCUCGUCUCAUCCAAGAGGAGGAGGUCAAAUCAUAUACUGAACAACGGGAGGAUACAGCUACUCCAAUGGCUUUUCACGCACAUAAGCCACAAGGAUCAAAAACCGGGGGGGGCAAACCUCCAUUAAAGUGUACUUAUUGUGGUCACAAUGGACAUCUUGAAGAUCGUUGUUGGGAGAAGCAUGGUUAUCCAGAUGGUCGCCAGCCAAGACGUCCACCUGCGACUCAGUACAAAAACGAUUCUUCAUCUGUCCGUAACUCUUCAUCUGCCAAGGCGAAUGCUGUUGUUAGUGAGAUAUCAGCAACUACGAAUCACGUUCGUCUAACUGGACCAUACUCUGAGGACGAAGAUUGGUAUGGGUAAGCUCACUGAUGGGCUUUAUUGCUUGAUAACGGGGGAACCAGCUCGUGUUAAUGUUGUGCUGAAGAAAGUUGUUGCGGAAUUAUGGCACAAACGACUUGGCUAUCCUUCUAUUCAAGUAUUGAAGUCUCUCCCUCAAGUUGGUCGUAUCGAUAGUGAUUUAGAUUUUCAUGCUUGUGAAGUUUGUCAUAGAGCCAAGCAAACUCGUACUUCUUUUCCACUAAGUGAUAAUAAGGCAGUCGAUUUAUUUCAGUUAAUUCACUGCGAUGUUUGGGGUCCUUAUCGUGCAAAUCGCGCUUGUAACUCAAGAUAUUUUUUGACUAUUGUAGACGAUUUUUCUAGAUGUGUUUGGGUGUAUUUGAUGAAAACUAAAGAUGAGGUGCCUAUCUUGUUAACAAAUUUUUUUGCGAUGAUUGAAUGUCAGUUUACACAAAAGGUUAA
Messenger RNA from Papaver somniferum (opium poppy), 3087 nucleotides. Its product is annotated as poly [ADP-ribose] polymerase 1-like. Gene Ontology annotation, molecular function: DNA binding; zinc ion binding. Lineage: Eukaryota; Viridiplantae; Streptophyta; Magnoliopsida; Ranunculales; Papaveraceae. The record is from RefSeq and is a predicted model, not a curated record. The transcript is spliced from 8 exons. The coding region runs from base 6 to 1319 and encodes 437 amino acids.